This is a messenger RNA of Drosophila nasuta, 1895 nucleotides long. RefSeq names its product cuticle protein 8. Lineage: Eukaryota; Metazoa; Arthropoda; Insecta; Diptera; Drosophilidae. The transcript has 3 exons. The coding region runs from base 143 to 550 and encodes 135 amino acids. Gene Ontology annotation, cellular component: extracellular matrix. The record is from RefSeq and is a predicted model, not a curated record.
AUUUCGUGCUAUAAACGGUCCUCCCAAGCGUCACAGUUUGUCGUGUGCCAAUUUGUUCAAUUGUUCAAUUUUCAAUUCAACGAAAUCCUUUCGUCCUUUUUCUCGCGUCGUGUGUUUAUCACUGUGCUCAAUUUUUGCAAACAUGAAGUACUUUGUUGCCAUCGCUCUGCUCUUCGCUGCCGCCCAGGCUGUGCCCAUUGAGCUGGGUCACUAUGCCCCAUCGCUGGUGCAGGUGCAUCAUGCACCAGUGCUCGCCCAUGCUGUGCAUGCGGAGCCUGUGGCCUAUCCCAAAUACUCCUUCAACUAUGGCAUCAAGGAUCCCCACACCGGUGACAUCAAGUCUCAGGCUGAGGAGCGUGAUGGUGAUGUUGUGAAGGGCCAAUACUCGCUGGUCGAGCCCGAUGGCUCUGUGCGCACCGUUGACUACACCGCCGAUGACCACAAUGGCUUCAAUGCCGUCGUCCACAAGACCGCGCCCAAGAUCAUCGCCCAUGCACCAGUUGUGCACGCUCCCGUCCUCGCUCACGCCCCUCUGCUGCAUCAUUAUUAAAUCGCGUUGAGAUUGCCCCCGAGUCAUAAAGGUGCUCUCUCACAACAAUCAAACAACCGGAAGAAGAACAAACAUGAAUUUCAAACAAAUGCAAUAUAGGAAUAACAGGCAGAUAAGACAUUGAUCCAUUGAAAAGAAAUCGUUAAACAAAAUGCAUGUACAUUUUUUUGUAAGUAAGUAAAAUUUAGCUAAGAAAGUUUUAGUAGAACACGGGCACCAUUAGUGGGUGCCCGGCACCCGGCUGAUCUGGCAUGGCAUGGACGAAGGAAAUACGAACAAAACAACAAAAACAAAAAACGAAAAAAACGCUAAACACAAAAGUAACAUAUCAAUGGCAUGGCAUAAGCAAUGACUUGAUCUUGAUCAUAGUUGAUGUCGAUGAUGAUGAAGAAGGUGAACGAUAAUCAAUGCUAAAGCGUAAGCUGAACUAAGGAAGAAUCAAGUAAUUACCCGAGCACAAAACUGUUCCAUGAUUUGUUGAGCCCAGAGCCAAAGGCAUCGCUAAGAACUUUCACCCUACUCCAAUACUCUCUCUCUUUCUACUCUACCUCUGCAAAGUUUCAAUUUCAUUUGCUCAACUUUUGUAAUAUAUAUUUAUGCAACUCUCUAAGCUAGCGAUGCCAUUAAACUGUGCCCCAGCCCAAGAACAGCUUCGCUCAAGAAAAUCGGAAGCAUUUUGUGCCAUUUUAGUUGGCGCACAGUUUGGCGAGCAUUGGGCGAGCAACAAAUCAAAGCGAUCACAAAACUGUGGAGCGCAUCGGAGGACCGUUUCAAUUACGUUUUCAAGCAUUUUAUCGUGAACUAUUCUCAGUCAGACAAAGUCACUCAACUGUUUCACUCACUCUCUAACUAUCUCUCUGUGUUCUCUCUCAACACACAAACAUAUCAACUGUCACACUCAUUGAUUCACACUCAACUGACAUAUAAUACUCUAUAUUAUAUUACGAUCUAUCUCACUCGAACUUGAACUUCAAAACUCAAACUCAUUCUCAGUCUGACACUUUUGUAUCUAGUUUCAUUUUUGCAUUUAGAGUAUUCUUCACAAUUUGUGUGUAUUGUAUAUUUAUAUAAACAAUUAUGCCGCUUAAUUAUAAUAUCAAAAUAUAUUAUGUAUAUAAAUGUUAAUGAAAAACCACAAAAAAAAAACAACUUGUCUCCGUAAAAAACAACAAGAAAAUGUAAAAACAAAACACACUCUCACAUGUCUCUCACACUCAUAAGUUCAUUGAGUAAUUUUUUUAGAAAUUCUUUAAAAAACAUUUGUGAAAAGCAAAAUGCACGACAACGAAAACCACAGCAAACGAAAUGCAAUGCAGAAUGUUAUUAUCGAAUUAUGAAAAAUGUA